AUGGCCGAUCUCACAUCAUCUUUCUCCUUCCUGACAGAAAAUCCCGCUGCCGCGGCGAUUAAAGAUGCAUACAACUCGUUCUCCGACCGGAGGGCGUUGCUCAACUUGCCCAACCCCGGUACCGUGGACAACCUCGCCCGCGAGGUCCAGAAGGACGUCCUAUUGACCAACUUCAUGUUCUCCGGCCUGCGUGCCGACUUGACCAAGGUCUUCGGCAUGUCCCCUCUGUUCCGUGUGUCUCAUGCGUUCUCCAUGGGCUCAUCCGGCAACAUGCCUCCUUACAACUUCUCCGCCAUGUACGGAAGCCCCAAGGUCUUCAUGCAAGGUAACCUCGGAAGUGACGGUACCCUUGCCGCGGUCUACAACUAUCGCUGGAACCCGGCUCUCGUCACCAAGACCAACGCGCAAAUUAUGGCUGGUGGAUCCCAGGGUCUGCUUCAAAUCGACAACGACUACACUGGUGCCGAUUUCUCAGCCUCUCUGAAGGCCUUCAACCCAUCCACCCUCGAAGGCGGCCUGACUGGUAUCUUCGUCGGUAGCUACCUCCAGUCCAUCACACCCGGAUUGGCUCUUGGUUUCGAGGCCAUCUGGCAGCGCCAGGCCAUGGGCGCUCGCCCGGAGACUGCCCUGUCUUACUGCGCCAAGUACAAGGGAGAUGACUGGAUCGGUACCGCUCAAUUGCAAGCCCAGGGUACCUUUGCUGCCACCUACUGGCGCAAGCUCUCUGAACGUGUGGAGGCUGGUAUUGAUAUGAACCUCCAGUUCGCUCCCAAUGCUGCUGCUAUGAUGAUGGGCGGUCCUAGCCGCGAUGGAACCACUGCUAUCGGUGCCAAGUACGAUUUCCGUGCUUCCUCUUUCCGUGCUCAGGUCGACAGUGCUGGUAAGGUUAGCUGCCUGCUUGAGAAGCGCAUUGCCAUGCCCAUCUCUCUUUCUUUUGCUGGUGAGAUCGACCAGGCCAAGCAAACCGCCAAGGUUGGCCUUGCCGUCUCCCUUGAGAUCGCUGGCGAGGAGUUGAUGGAGCAGCAGGAGACUGCUGACGCUGCCAGCAUGGUCCCUCCCCCCUUCUAA
This is a messenger RNA of Penicillium angulare, 1068 nucleotides long. RefSeq names its product TOM complex pore protein TOM40 (gene tom40). Gene Ontology annotation, molecular function: transmembrane protein transporter activity. NCBI's taxonomy places the organism in Eukaryota, Fungi, Ascomycota, Eurotiomycetes, Eurotiales, Aspergillaceae. The transcript has 3 exons. Gene Ontology annotation, cellular component: mitochondrial outer membrane; mitochondrial outer membrane translocase complex. The record is from RefSeq and is a predicted model, not a curated record. Bases 1 to 1068 code for a protein of 355 amino acids. Gene Ontology annotation, biological process: protein import into mitochondrial matrix.